UCCCCCACAUCUUCCUGAAUGACUGAUGAUGAUGGCAUAAUGUCGGGGCACUGGAAUGCCUCUGAGAACUACCCGCUCAACGACAAUGCCAGUGUCAUUGUGCCCAUUGUCUUCUCUUUGAUCUUCCUGCUCGGGACUAUCGGCAACAGCUUGGUCCUCGCCGUGCUGUUCAGGAAUGGCCAGAUGGGACACAACACGACCAACCUCUUCAUUCUCAACCUGAGCGUGGCCGAUUUUUUCUUCAUCAUAUUUUGCGUCCCAUUUCAAGCCACGAUCUACACCCUGGAAGGCUGGGUCUUUGGCUCUUUCAUGUGCAAGGCUGUCCACUUCUUCAUCUACCUGGCAAUGUACGCAAGCAGCUUCACAUUAGCCGCCGUUUCAGUGGACAGAUACCUGGCUAUCCGAUACCCCCUCCGGUCACGGGAACUGCGCACUCCCUGCAACGCCAUUACCGUCAUGGUGGUCAUAUGGGGUCUUUCCAUCGUCUUUGCUGGCCCCUACCUGAGCUACUAUGACCUUAUCCCUUACGAAUGGUUCUACAUCUGCAUGCCGGCAUGGCAGGAGCCAAAGAGAAAGAUCAUGGACACGUCCACAUUCAUAUUUGGAUAUAUCGUCCCCGUGGCCAUCAUAGGCCUGUCUUAUGCCAGGACCAUCAAGUUCCUCUGGACUGCUGUAGACCCAAUAGAAUAUAUAUCUGAGUCCAAGAAGGCCAAGAGGAAGGUGACCAAGAUGGUCAUCAUAGUGACCGUGCUGUUCUGUCUCUGCUGGCUCCCUCAUCACGUCCUGAUCCUGUGCUUCCACUACGGACACUUCCCCUUCAACCAGGCCACCUACGCCUUCAGGCUCCUGUCUCACUGCAUGGCCUACGUCAACUCCUGCCUCAACCCCAUCGUCUACGCCCUGGUUUCCAAGCACUUCCGCAAAGGCUUCAAGAAGGUGUUCACCUGCCUGCUGAGCAAGAAGGGCACGAAUAAGGUUCACAUGGUCCACGUGCUCAGCGGAUCCACGGAUGUCUCGCACCUGAACGACGAGAACGCUCGGCAGCACGGCUGUGAGCUGAGGGACCGGCAGCCCUCCAGGGCCCAGGGAAGAGCCAUGACCAUCACCAUGCCCUGUCGCCAGCCCUCCUGAAAACAGAACAGCAGCCAUUCAACGACUCAUCCUUCGGCCCACCGAGU
Molecule: messenger RNA, 1178 nt
Organism: Amblyraja radiata (thorny skate)
Lineage: Eukaryota; Metazoa; Chordata; Chondrichthyes; Rajiformes; Rajidae
Gene: galr2b
Product: galanin receptor 2b
Exons: 2
Coding region: 19-1131 (370 amino acids)
Biological process (GO): G protein-coupled receptor signaling pathway
Cellular component (GO): plasma membrane
Molecular function (GO): G protein-coupled receptor activity
Source: RefSeq, a predicted model, not a curated record